AGCGCACACCUAUCAAUCUCGUGCUGUGUGUGUGACGAAGCGGCCAUCGGCCAGUGUGUGUGCGUGAGGCGGAGGAGAUGGCGCGGCGCUUCGUGCUCAACACCGGCGCCGAGAUCCCCUCGGUGGGGCUCGGCACCUGGCAGUCCAAGCCUGACGUUGUCGGCGACUCCGUCUACGCCGCUGUCAAGGCAGGAUACAGACACAUCGAUUGUGCCAGGGCUUACCGCAACGAGGAGGAGAUUGGUUUGGCGCUGCAAAAGCUGUUUGAAGAGGGUAUAGUGAAGCGUGAAGAUUUGUUUAUCACCUCUAAGUUAUGGCAUGAUCAUCAUGCUCCAGAAGAUGUGCGGGAGUCUCUAGACAAAAGCCUGAACGACUUGCAGCUUGAGUACUUGGAUCUUUAUCUUAUCCAUUGGCCAUUUAGAAUCAAGAAGGGGACCGGCUUGGGUAACCCUGAAAACUUUGUCCCACCUGACAUCCCUGCUACUUGGGGAGCAAUGGAAAAGUUAUAUGAUACCGGCAAAGCUCGCGCAAUUGGUGUGAGUAACUUCUCAACGAAGAAAUUGGGUGACCUGCUUGCCGUAGCUCGUGUACCUCCAGCGGUUAAUCAGGUGGAAUGUCAUCCGGGUUGGCAGCAAACUAAGCUCCAUAGCUUUUGUCAGUCAGCUGGUAUUCAUCUCUCUGCGUACUCGCCACUAGGUUCACCUGGUACUGCUUGGAUGAACGGUGAUGUCCUCAAGGAACCGGUCGUCACCUCAAUAGCAGAUAAACUUGGGAAAACUCCUGCACAGGUGGCCCUGCGCUGGAACAUUCAGAUGGGUCACAGUGUACUACCAAAGAGCCUGAAUGAGCAAAGGAUAAAACAAAAUCUUGAUGUUUAUGAUUGGUCUAUUUCAGAUGAUUUGCUUACGAAGUUCUCUGAGAUUAAGCAGGUUAAGCUGGCCAGAGGCGACUUCACUGUUCAUCCACAGAGCGUUUACAAGACCCUUGAAGAGUUCUGGGAUGGGGAAAUUUAGGAAGGAUAUUGGAGUUUAUCCUGAGCAGGGAGCAACAUACAUUAGGGCCGGGCCUUCGUAUGUCUCUCCACAUUUGCGCCCAAGGAUUGAUGGUUAGUGCUCCUGACUUCCUGAGCCGGCCUGCUAUGACUUUGUAAGCGAUUUCGUCACUGGUUUGUGGUGUCACCUUGGAUGUUGGUUUUGUCUCGUGAUUUGUUA
Molecule: messenger RNA, 1211 nt
Organism: Setaria italica (foxtail millet)
Lineage: Eukaryota; Viridiplantae; Streptophyta; Magnoliopsida; Poales; Poaceae
Product: NADPH-dependent aldo-keto reductase, chloroplastic
Exons: 7
Coding region: 78-1013 (311 amino acids)
Cellular component (GO): cytosol
Molecular function (GO): aldose reductase (NADPH) activity
Source: RefSeq, a predicted model, not a curated record